Messenger RNA from Kockovaella imperatae, 755 nucleotides. RefSeq lists its product as hypothetical. Gene Ontology annotation, molecular function: guanyl-nucleotide exchange factor activity. The coding region runs from base 192 to 677 and encodes 161 amino acids. Lineage: Eukaryota; Fungi; Basidiomycota; Tremellomycetes; Tremellales; Cuniculitremaceae. The transcript has 2 exons. The record is from RefSeq and is a predicted model, not a curated record.
AUGGUUUCUCGGAGACUUGGGUAGAUAUGACCAUCUCCGCUUUGAACACUCCAGGUGUAUCACGCACUCCCAGCCUGAGCGACAUGACGAGAGAUUGGAAGCAGGAUGAAAAGCUCAGCUUUGCGGAUAUUGUGGGUGCCUCUGCUGGGCUAACCAGGAGUCGAAUUGAUUAGACAUUGAAUCAGAUCAUCAUGCCGAUUCAGCGCGCCCUCCGGUACAAGCUGCUCUUCGCCGAUCUCAUGUCUAGCACUCCGACAGGUUCAUCAAUGCAUACUCUCGUCUCGUCCGCUCUUUCUACCGCCAAUCGAAUCGCUGACGAAUGCAAUGCUCGACAGACGGUCGACGUCUCUGUGUUCCGACGUCAGCCGACUGGCAGCUCCACUCGAUUCACCACGUCCACUGUUCACGAAUCUCGUGAGCAGGAGAAGAAACUUCCGGCUAGACAGAAGCGAAAGUCCUUGGGCAAAGAAAAAGUCUCAUUUGUAUUCAGGUCGAGCCACGCAAAGUCUCUUUCCAACUGCGGUACAACUGGAGAUACAAUAGAUGGGAAAGAAGAACAGGUCCCAGGUGCUCGACCCAAGACCAAGCGGAGAAUAUCCGACGGUCCGCUGGGUCUCGUAGACGCAGACAGCCCGGCGAGACUUAGAGGAGCGAGAAGCUCAUGGGCAUUGUUCUGAGCCUGUCGGCGUCACAAGUGAACCUGUAAAGACUCGUUUAGAGCAACUAGACCUAAACUCUUAAUUCACUCGAUAAUA